AUGGAGUCCGAAAAUAGCUCUGAUGAGCUUGUGGUCAGCAACCCUCAUGGUAGGUGGUUUUAUGAUUUUUUUGUUUAUGAUUUUAGAUUUUUAUACUCUAAGGAUAUUACUUUAGAUAUCCAAGAGGACGUCUUGCAUUUCUUGAUCUAUUUGCAUCGAAUUAUCCAGGAAAAACAAGUGGAUGAAGUCUACGAACUGUACAAGCACUUUUUCGGAGAACAGUCGGACCGGUUUUUCUCUGAAAGAAGCUGGCCGGAUGCCAAGAAAUUAGAAGAUACCAACAGCUUCGGUAAGUCUUUUUAUUCCAUUAUUUCAACGUUUAGACCAUCUUUUCAUCGUCCUUUACAAGGAGCUCUACUACCGCGAUCUCUACCAACGUUCUCGCCGUGGACCAUCGCUCCAACAUCGCUACGAAUCUUAUCUUAACUAUCAGGAGCUCUUUUCUGAACUUCUUUGUGGAAAAGAACAACCAACGGAUAUUAUCCUCCCAAAUGUUUGGUUGUGGAAUAUCAUUGAUGAGUUCGUCUAUCAAUUCCAAGCUUUCUGCUUGUACCGUACCAACCCUACGAAGAGAACUGCCGAUGAUAAUGAAGAGAUGUUGGAGUUUGAAGAAUUAGAGAACGUGUGGAAUAUCUAUCCAGUUCUCAACAUUCUCUACUCUCUCUUGGACAAAUCACAGGUUAAUGAGCAGCUGAAGGCUAUUCGGGAAGGACGUAAGCACACUUUUUGAUAUUUUUUAUGAUUUUUUAUUUAAUUUUUAGGUAAUCCCGAUGAUGUUGCUGAUGAAUUUGGCCGCUCCCCGUUGUACUUCAAGCUGGGAUACUUUGCUCUGAUUGGGUUGUUGAGAAUGCAUGUGCUCCUUGGAGAUUAUCAUCAAGCUCUGAGAACUGUGGAGAAUUUGGAGUUCGAUCCAAAGGUGAGUCCAAUUUCAAUUCUUUUUUAAUUUUUAGGGUCUCUACAACGCCGUUCCAUCAUGCUUUGUGACUCUCCAUUACUUUGUUGGAUUCUCCCACAUGAUGAUGAGAAAUUAUGGAGAGGCUACCAAGAUCUUCGUCAAUUGUUUGCUUUACAUCCAGCGAACUCAAAACCUCCAACCUCAAGGACAGCAGCAGAAUGCUAAGAAGCCAACCAAAUACGAUGUUGUAAGUUUUGAGUGUUAAAACAGACAUUUUUUUGUUUGUUUUUAUGGUGUACUUGGCAUGUGUAAUAUAAUUUUUGAUUGAAAAAGCUAAAAUUGAUGUUUAUUUUAGAUUGCCAAAACCCACGAGCAAUUGUAUUAUUUGUUGGCCAUCUGCCUGUGUCUUCAACCACAACGCAUCGAUGAGGCGAUUCAAACUCAAUUGAUGGACCGGCUGGGAGAGAGAGUCCUCAGAAUGUCUAAUGGGUAAGGUUUUUCUCUUGUUUGUUUUUUGUAUUUAGAUGGAUCAACUAUUGAAUGAGUAUUUUACAAUGUUUCGUCGUCAUCUUUUAGAGAAAUCGACGAAUUCCGACAUUGUUUUAUGCAAGGAGCUCCGAAGACUCUGUCUCCGACAACCACCGUCUUCGAUGGAUCCAAUGUGGCUUCGGAACCGUUGAUCCGGCAGUGUAAUGUUUUCCUGGAGGGAAUUGAGUCACAAAUUUGUUUGCCUGUUCUUCGAGGAUACUUGAAAUUGUACACCUCACUUCCAGUCGCUAAAUUGGCAUCGUUCAUGGACAUUGGAGAAUCUGAACUGGAUACAUUUGUGGGAAAACUAUUGACCUUCAAGGUGCGUUGGAUUAGAACUUGAGAGAUUUUGGAGUUUAGUUUUAUGUUGAAAAAUAAUUUUAUAUUGUUUUAGUUGAUCGUCAAUGAACUUGGAAAAGAUACGAGAGAAAGAGCCGAGCAGAAAGAUCCCGAUGAUGAUGAUACUGUCCUGGACCUCGACUUCUUCGUUGACAAUGGAAUGAUUGUAGUCGCGGAGUCGAAAGUGGACAGAAGAAUCACAGAACAUUACAUCAAGUACAUCCUCAAGCUCCGAGAUGUCAAAAAAAUUGUUGAUGAAAUCCCAGCAGUCGCCUAA
Messenger RNA from Bursaphelenchus xylophilus (pine wood nematode), 2039 nucleotides. NCBI's taxonomy places the organism in Eukaryota, Metazoa, Nematoda, Chromadorea, Rhabditida, Aphelenchoididae. The record is from the annotation of a GenBank genome assembly.